Molecule: messenger RNA, 3999 nt
Organism: Durusdinium trenchii
Lineage: Eukaryota; Dinophyceae; Suessiales; Symbiodiniaceae
Source: the annotation of a GenBank genome assembly
AUGGAUGCGACACGCCAUGUCUCCUACGAUGCGGCGCGCGGCUUCCUCAAGCGCUGCUUCGCCAAGCCGGCACGCAUGCGCUUGCUGUGCAGCACCAAAGCUGGCCGAGAGGGCGGCGAGGCCCUCCAGGUCACCGUCGAGCUGGGUCCAGGCGGACCAGUGGUUCAGGUGCGCGAGGUGAGCAUGGCUGAUGGCUGGACAGGCUGUCGCUUCUCUCCAUCUGCACUGUGGCUAGCCUUGCAGGUAGCUGAUCCUGAAGGCCCAUUGGCCGCGCAGUGUGGCGCGGGAUGUGGCCAGGCGCAAGGCCGGCCUAAAGCCAUUGAGUUCGGCUGUGGCGUGGCCCUGGCUGGCUUGGCGGCUCAUGCCAUGGGCUAUGACACCACACUCACCGACUGUUUACCCGGCCAUUUGAAGAACCUCCAGAGCCUCCAGACGAACCCUGUGGACCGCGUGGCGAAUCCCGCCGUCGUGGUCCGCCGUUUGGACUGGCUCCUGGAUGUGGGCCACGCGGCCCACGCGGCCAACCAAACGCGCGACGCGAUCGACAGAGGGUCUCCGGAGAACCUGGGAGAAGCUGAGUCUGAUUGGCCCAACCUGGAAGAAGAGCAACUUCAAAGCUUUGACUUGGCUUUAGCCAGCGAUGUGGUCUACGAGCCUCACCAUGCCAUCCUUUUGCCGAUGGUCAUCUCUCGUUGGUUGAAGCCAGGAGGCUGGUGGGCUGUAGCUUUGGCCAUCCGUGAUGAAGAGAUGUGUUGUCGAUUUGUGGAGCAGUUGGACUCCUGUGGACUUUAUGACCCUGAGCACCUCUACAUUCAGACCGCCUGUGUACCCGAGAGAUGUUGCAAGCGAGCCAUGCGCGACCUCCCGAGCUCCGAGCUGACCACCAAGAGGUUAUGCGACCUGGUCCGCGCGCAUGAGGGUGGGGCAGUGCUCUUGCAGGGUCAAAGACCCGAAGAUGGAAAGGGAGAGGUGGUGCCAGAGGAGGAGAAACGCCUAGCACGAUGGAACCUGAAGCGUGCCAUGCAUGACAGGCGCAUCGCGGACAUCGAGAAGGCCCUCAUCGCCGGCGAGGAGUGUCAUUUGUACCCCAUGGAGCUGGAACAUGCUCGGCACACCUUGCUGGAAGCCCGGAAGGCGGAUGCUUUGUACCGGCUGGAAAAGACCUUGUCGGACGGCGAGAUCGCCGCCAUCCGGGCGGCCAUCGAUAAGGCCGCCGAGGCCGGCGUCAAUGCGUCGAAGCUUCAAAGUGCCGAGAAGGUCUUGGAAGACGUGAAGAAGCAGGAAGAUGCCAGGAUGCUGCUGCACGAGGCCGGUCGGACUGCUAACAUUGCACAACUUCGUCAGGCCUUAGAGGAUUCCGUGAGCUUGGGUCUGGAAGAACACGAGCUGCAUCACUUGAGGCGUCGACUGAGCCGUUUGGAACGAAAGGUCGAAGCGCAGGAGAAGCUCCAGGCUGCCAUUGCAGGCCACUCGAUCUCUGCUUUGACCGAAAGCAUCGCCCUAGCAUCGACCACAGGGCUGCCAGCGGCCGAGUUGGAUAAAGCACGGAAGGCGUUGAAAGAUGAGCAGCAGAAGGCGGCUGCACGAGUGAUCCUGAAAGAUGCGCGGCUGGGAAAGAAGGCCUCUCCUGAGGGCCGCAUUUCCGAUUUGCACGACGCGCUCAAGGGUGCCAAAUCCGCAGGGCUCACUGAGGAGGAGAUGCAGGGGGCUCAAGUGGUCCUGGACCAGCUCGUCAUGCAGGUCGCGGCGCGGCGAGCGCUGCAGGAGGCAGUCGAGCUGGCCACGAUCGAUGCCUUGAAGCCAGCCAUCGAAGAUGCCCGAGCAGCAGGCAUUGAUUCUGAAGAGGUGAAGGCGGCAGAGGUGCAGCUGGAGAAUGCCUACAAGCCGACUGCCCGGCUGAAGCUCAAAGAAGCUAUCCAGAGCCGGGACAUCCCGACGAUCCUCGCGGCCAUCGAGCAGGGCAAGGCUGUUGGCCUCUCUGUGAUGGCGAUCGCAGAGGCCUCAGAGAUCGUCCAGGAAGAGGAACUGCGGAUCCAACUGCGAAAGCGCUUGGCGAAGCUCUACGCGUCGAAGAAUCUCCAAGAGCUCAAAGCAGCGAUCAACCUGGGGCAGACGAACGGCUUAAAGGAGGAAGAACUCAACGAUGCUCGCAAGCAGGUCGCUGAACUGGAAGAACAGGAGGCGCUUUGCCAACGCAUCUCCGAGGCCAUCCAGGGCGGCGAGAUCGUUCAGAUCAAGGCGAUGAUCGCAGAAGCGGAGGAGGUGCGGCAGCGUGUGCUCACGCCGUGCGUCCCUCCCGAGCUCAUCCAAGAUGCUGAGAAGGCCUUAAAGCACGAGAUCGAAUCAGCGGCUCAGAGCAUGCUGAUGGAAGCAGUGAAAAAGUGCAGCGCGGCCGCCGCUGUGCGGCGCCUCUCCAACGCCGGCGUUUCGGCCGCGGCCGGCGCGGAGGCGUUGCCGCCGUCGCCGUCGGCGGCGGCGGCGCAGCUGGCGAAGGUGGCAGCCAAGGAACAGCGCCGGAGGAGUCAAGCCAACUUCGAGGCUGCGCUAGAAGCGGUGGGCGUGGACUCGCGGCCCGGGAGCAGCGAAGCGCCGCAAAACCCCCGGAGUUCAGGCUUAGGGAAGCGUCGGACCUCAGCCCUGGGCGGCGCACAGCUGGGUGCAGCGGGCGCCGGUGAAGAGUAUCACCAGAGGAUCCAGACGCUCAAGACGGCCAUUCGUGGCGCUGAGGCUUUAGGUCUCUCUGACGAGUCCAUCCAGCCAGCCCGAGAGGCCACGCGACCGGUGCGGCAUGCGCCCACCGUCCAGGGUCCCUCCCGUGCCUACGCUGCGCUGGCGCGGCGCGCAGGCAUCUUGAAGGGGGAGGGAACGAUUGAGAUGGUGGGCAAAGCUUUGGCGCUCCAAAAGUCGGGGCGCGACAUCAUCCGGAUGGAGGUGGGGGACCCGGAUUUCGCCACGCCCAAGCAUAUCACAGACAGUGCAGUUUCAGCCCUUCAAAACGGGCAGACACAUUACGAGGCGGCUGGUGGAUCACCUGCUUUGCGGCGCGUGGUCGCUGAGCAUUUGGAACGCACCAGGCCGGGGCUCAAAGCAGACCCGGAGCAGGUGUUGUGCAUGCCGGGCGGCAAGCCCGUCAUCUUCCACACGAUCGCCGCACUGUGCGAGGAGGGGGAUGAGGUGAUCUAUCCGGACCCGGGUUUCCCCGCCUACGAGACCACCAUCCAGUGGUCCGGCGCCACGGCCAAGCCGCUGAAGCUGCAUGAGGCCACGGGCUUCCGGUUCCAACACGACGAGCUCCGUCGCUUGGCGUCUCCCCGCACGAAGCUCAUCAUCCUAUGUUCGCCCGGGAAUCCCACCGGUGGUGUGCUCACAUCGGAGGAUUUGGACUGCGCGGCAGAGGUGGCCAAGGAGGUGGACGCCUUUGUGCUCAGCGAUGAGAUCUACUCCAGUUUGGUCUUCGAGGGCCAGCACGAUAGCAUCUUGUUGCGGGAGGGCAUGCCGGAGAGAUCAGUGCUGCUGGAUGGCUGCAGCAAAGCCUUUGCGAUGACAGGGUGGCGAUUGGGCUUUGGCCUUUUCCCCUCCACCAUGGUGGAGGCAGCGCGGAAUUUGGCGAUCAACAGCUGGACCUGUGUACCUCCUUUUGUGGCAGCCGCCGCGAUGACAGCCUUAGAAACACCUCAGGAGGAAUUGGACUACAUGCGGAUGGAGUACAUGGCUCGGCGCGACCUGCUCUACGAGCGCUUGGGACAGCUUCCGGGCAUUUCCAUCGCGGUCAAACCCGCCGGAGCAAUGUAUCUCCUGGCGAACGUGACCGCAACGGGGCUCAGUUCACGCGACUUCGCCAGCCGUUUGCUGGAGGAGGAGGGCGUCUCCUUGUUGGAUGGCCGCUACUUUGGAUCUGCAGGUGAUGGAUUGGUAAGGAUCUCCUACGCGCAAUCCCGGGAGCGGCUGGAAGAGGGUUGCGAGCGCAUCAAACGCUUCGUCCUCCGCCUGUCGCAGUGA